UGCACAACAUCACCGCCAACUGAACGGAGCAAAACUCGCUCACAAAGGAACUCAAAUCUCCCCGCGGCGCAGGCGGAUUCCGGUCGGACAACGCCUCAGUCCACCAUGGCAGGGAGCGCACGGGGUCCGGCUCGGCGGCGGUGACACGGUGCAGGGAGCGGUUGUAUUUUUAUUUAUUUUUCUUGAGGAGCCGACAGCGAAGAGAUCCGGUCCUGAGUUCAGGUUCCGUCGGCCGCACUUGUCAUGUCUGAACCGGAUUACCGCAACGUUAAACUUCCGCCCAUCUGAUUGGCUGACCUUCGGCUCGUGACGUUUGUUUCUGUUAUUUGUACAAACGACAAUAUUUUUUUUUUUUAAACUACCGCAACUUUUGCGUAAAAACAUGUUUUAAAUGUUAUAGUAGUAUUUUCAAAGGGCGUUUUUAGUAAUGUUUUGUUUUAAAUUCCUAUUCUAAAAAAAAUAAUAAUUUCCGCAUUCAUAUUGCAUUCAAGGACAAUCUGACCGUUGUAAUGUCAUACGCAGAGCACUCUUUUAUUAGAAGCUAAAAAAAAAUAAUAUGAAAGAGUAAAGGUUAAAAAACAUGACAAUGAAAUAUUCAUAUAUGAAUAUUUCAUUUAAUCCAAACACGUAACUUUAGGAGGGCAAAUGGUGUAGCGUUGACGAGGAGCCCUACACAAAAGUACAACGCAUAUUAUUCCCACACUCCCUAAAUGCAUCAUCGACCACAAGACCAAUAUGGCGACUCGCAUGGGGAUGGUCGCGAGAGCCGCCGCCGCUCUCACUGUGCUGAAGCCGCCGGUCCGCAGACGCUGCCCAUGGCCGAGGACAGGCGUCCUCCUCCCGCUGCGCUCCUCCUCCUCCUCUCACGGCGCCCGGAGCAGUUUGUACGAGCACGUCCGCGAAGGCUACAGCGACAAGCCCGAGCUGGACAUGAGGGCGGUGUGCGAGGAGACCGACAAAGUCAUCGCGAAUGUGGAGGGAAGGAAGGGCGAGCUGCGGGCGGACGACGUGCGGGCGAUCGUGUGUGUGUGGCAGGAGCUGCAGGCAGUGAGGGCAGAAAUCUCUGGGCUGGAGGAGCUGAAGAGAGACAUCAGUGACACAGUCCGAGCUGUCGUGAACAAGAAUGACAAGAAAGCUCUCGCCAACCUUCCGGAGUACACCCAGGCUCUUCACAGGGGCCGCGAGGUGCGCCGCAGACUCAACGAGCUCUACGCCAAAGAGACGGAGCUGGAUCAGCAGCACUAUGGCCUAGCGCUCAAAUUGCCCAACAGCUCACACCCUGACGUGCCUAUCGGGGAUGAGAGCCAGGCGAGGGUGGUGGAGCUGGUGGGACAGAAACCUGAGUUUGACUUCAAGCCCAGAGGCCACCUGGAGCUGGGGGAGGAGCUGGGUCUCGUCAGGCAGAGGCAUCUAGCUCACAUCUCAGGCCACAGGUCCUACUAUCUGAGGGGAGCAGGGGCCAGACUUCAGACAGCACUCCAAAACUUCGCCCUCGACACUCUGCAGCGACGGGGCUUCAUCCCCAUGGUUGUACCGGACAUGCUGAAGGGGGCCGUGUUUGAGGGUUGUGGGAUGCAGCCCAACGCCCACCGCUCUCAGGUCUACUCCCUGGACCCGGCCCGGUUCCCGGACCUCAGUCUGGCAGGGACUGGAGAGGUCGGGGUGGCAGGCUAUUUCAUGGAUCACGCAGUAAACUGGGCAGACCUGCCUGUCAGGACAGUGUGCAGCAGCACAUGCUACAGAGCUGAGACGGACACCGGCAGAGAGACGUGGGGGCUCUACAGAGUUCAUCACUUCAACAAGAUAGAGAUGUUUGGAGUAACAGCAGAUGAGACGGGAGAAGAGAGCGCUCAGCUGCUGGAGGAGUUUGUGUCUUUGCAGAAAGAGAUGUUUUCUGCACUGGAGUUGCACUACAGAGUGCUGGACAUGCCGACACAGGAACUGGGUCCUCCUGCGUACAGGAAGUACGACAUAGAGGCCUGGAUGCCAGGGAGGAACAGUUACGGAGAGAUUUCCAGUGGGUCAAAUUGCACCGACUACCAGAGCAGACGCCUCAACAUCCUCUAUGAGCGGGAGGACGGCAGCCUGCAGUACGCCCACACGGUGAAUGCUACGGCAUGUGCCAUCCCCCGAACCAUCAUCGCUAUCCUUGAGACUCAUCAGACCAAAGAGGGAACCGUGCAUGUCCCCCGAGCUCUGCAGCCUUAUUUGGGUCUAGAAGUGAUCGAGAAGCCGACGUACUCUGCGCUGAAAUACAUCGGACCCAACCAGCACAUUCGACCACCGAGACCCGCGCCGAAGACCAGAUGACACUACUGCGUGUGAAAGUGUUCUGAUGCCGGCCGUCAUCCACGAACACCCGAGGUGUCAGUCCAUGUCUUAAAUCCAUCAAGUGUGAAUUCAGCACACCAACGUUUUGGGACAUUGGAUCAGACCUGAACUAAGCAGUUUACUGUAAAUAUGUUAUGGAAUUGUGAAUAUGAGCCUGAAUGUGGGCAACAUGCACAUAAACACUGAAACACAGAAUGACAAUGGAGACAUUGUGACCCUGAGAGGAAUAUGUUGUGGGGGGGGGGGGUCUGCACAGUAGAAUAUUUGAAUGCCUCCCGGAGGUGAGAGAAAGUACAGGGCUGAUAAUAUCACUUAUACUACCAGCUGUUACAUGUGUAAAAGUAAUUAUGCAGCAGCUGGAGGAGGUGGUGAUGUCCACAAGGAAGUAAACACAUAUGACAAAAUAAUAAAUGUGACCCAAUAGAUUCUGAUGACCUCACAACCACCAAGACUGCUUCUUUUCACAAAAAAAAUCCCAAACUUAAUCACGUCUUUUUCAUUCCUUUCCAGUGUUUUUUAUUACAAAAAGGCUCUUUGUCCUAAGGCCUAUUGAAACGGAAGCAAAUAUUCAUUUAUUCAUUAUCCAUUUAAAGUUUGUGAGGACUUAGUUUUGAUGAUGAUUCCAGAGAAUACAUGCUUCAGGCACUUCUGCCGCAUUGGCUUCAUUUACCGAACCUGGUGACUACAUCCUUUUUUAUAUUAUACAGUCGAUGCCUCCACCUUUUUAUUUAUUGAACCUGACCAUGGAGGGACACUGCUGUGACAGGUAAUUAUAACUUUAUGUAUAUAUCACUGUACACGGUGCUUAUGUAUGGGGUGUGGUUGUUAGGGAGCAGUUGUUGCCACAGGUCAGUGCGGCUCCUCGCUGGUUGGUACAGAAAUAUACUCUGCAACAGAAUAAAUUUAUGGAAAGGUACAAACUGAACGUAUACAUUGUGAUACUUGAGAAUCAACGUGUAUGUGUUGUUUUUUCUUAAAUGUGCUGUAUCAUUUAAGUUGUUAAAUAUAUGUAUGUGAAAUGGU
This is a messenger RNA of Scophthalmus maximus (turbot), 3354 nucleotides long. RefSeq names its product seryl-tRNA synthetase 2, mitochondrial (gene sars2). Gene Ontology annotation, cellular component: mitochondrion. Bases 736 to 2310 code for a protein of 524 amino acids. The transcript has 16 exons. Lineage: Eukaryota; Metazoa; Chordata; Actinopteri; Pleuronectiformes; Scophthalmidae. Gene Ontology annotation, molecular function: serine-tRNA ligase activity; ATP binding; tRNA binding. The record is from RefSeq and is a predicted model, not a curated record. Gene Ontology annotation, biological process: mitochondrial seryl-tRNA aminoacylation.